UUUUCAUUCUGCAGCUGUUAGUAGCGAAAUCAAGUUCAAGCAUAGAAAUGAGACACGUGGCUUGAUGAAGGAAAAGACCAUGCCUUUUGACAGAGGUUCAACACCUUCCACAUCAUGGCAAUAUCUAAAGUAUUGUUGGUUUUAUACUUGCUUUUCUGCAAGACCCUCCAAAGCCUUCUUUCUCAUCACUGCUUAGCUAGAGGGCAAGGUUCUAUAAAGUGUUUGGGGCACGUAUGGACAGAACCGGCCCCAGUCAUUCAAAUGGGCCAAAGUUUUUCUAUCAAUUGUCAUUGCAGGGAAAAAAGCUGUCAAAAUAGGAAACUAUCUAUGCUCUUAAAUGGCAUUGAUGUUGAGGACACACUCUUGUCAGUUAUAAACCAAAGUACAGUUCAGCUCAAUCUUCAUGAUUAUAACAAGCCCUUUUCCAGAGUUGCAUGCUAUGUCAAAAGUUUCAAAGGCCCACUGAUAUGCGGAACACAGUUUUGUAUGGGAUAUCUGCCUGACAAACCAGCCAAUUUAACCUGUAUUAAACCUGAGCGAUCAGAUAAUGUGGCCUGCAUUUGGAACCCAGGAAGAGAAACAUAUUUAACCACUAGGUACAUUCUGUAUGUGAAAAGUUUAUUCACAGAAGAGAAUAAAGCAUUUGCCUCAAAUAGUACCUCAGUUAUCAUUCCUGUGAAUCAACUACAGAAAAACCAAACAUUUUCCAUCUCAGUCCAUGCUGAAAAUUUCUUGGGUGGAAUUCUUUCAGAGGAACUUCAUGUUGAUCUCAACACUAUAGUAACACCGGCUGUACCCGUGGUUGUUCAAAAUAAAACAGUGGAGUUUCCAGCAUUCAAGACUAUAAUUCAGUGGAAAAGGCAAACAGCAAUCAAUGAGACGUAUUGUGAGGAGCGAUAUAAGGAGACAAUAAGUGAAAUUUGGCAUGUGAGAGACUGGGAUGCUAAUUUAAGAGAUGAGCUUUACACCGAGUACAACUUAGAUGCAAAUACAAAGUAUGAGUUUCAAAUUAGAUGCAAACUAACUCACCCCAGAAGUUUGUGGAGCAGAUGGAGUGAAUCUGCAGUAUACAUUACUCCAGAGAAAGAACCUGCCGUUCUUGAUGUAUGGAGGAAACUCGGACCAAUUUACCCCAAUCAUACCCAAGUGAUGACUAUCUUGAUCAAGCCACUGUCUCCAAAGGAAAGUGGAGGAAGAAUUCUGAAUUAUAGAAUAUUCUAUGAAAACCGAGGAAGAAAGGUGGAUUUAUGUAAAACAACAGAAAUAUUUUGCAAAGUGAUGGUGCCCCCUGCAGUGACCAUUAUUUAUGUGACAGCCCACAAUUCCAAAGGAAGUUCCAAACCUGCUAAAAUUAUAGUGGAACAACCACCUCACAAUUUCCAAGAUUUCCCACCCCCUACCAAUAUGAAAAUCAUUACUGAUAAACAAAAAGGAAUUUCUGUAAUAUGGGAACCUCCUAAAUCCAUUGGAAAAAAACUUUUAUGGUACAUAGUGGAAUGGAUUUCUGCAAACCUCAGUCAUUUUCAUCAUAGCAUUACAUGGAAAAAAGUCCCUUUCCAAAAUACAUCAACUUCUUUAGAAGAAAGCAUCAGAAUUGAAAAUAACUCCAUUUCAGUAUAUGCUGUGUAUCAGAAAGGCAUCAGCCAGGCCAGCUCUGUCCAGACACUGAUGAAAGAAAAGAAAGAACAACCUGGCAUUGCCCAAGAAAGCAGGCCUGCAGUCGCCAAGGGCAAUUAUGAUUAUGAUACUGGGAUUCUGUUGGGAACUGGUGUUGGAGUGGCCUUCUUAUCAAUCUCUGUUUUGGCUUUGAUUACAAUUAAAUCAUGCAGGAAAAGGGUUAACAAAAUGGUUAGUUCAGUAACACCAAAAUGGCUUUUUGAAGAAUAUCCUAAGAUGCAAAACAGCAAAGUGAUCAAAUAUCUCCAGGAAAAAAAUGAUGCUGUGACACACAAUUUCUCUGGGCCAUUUUUGGAUUAUGAGGAUGUUGUGGUAACUGAAGUUGAAGAAAUAUUGUUACAGAAACACUAUAGGACUGUGGGACAGAAAAGAGGAAAAAGUGAAACAGUUUCUGGGAAACUUAAUAUUCCAGAAGAUGUGCCGUUUGCCAGCCAUUCAGAUGUGACUGAGAGAAAUGGCUACAAACCUCAGACUUCUAGUAAGGCACAAUUAGGAACUACUUUCAGCACUACUAGUGAAAUACAUUUUCAAAACUUGGAACCAAAAUCAAACUCGCUAGCUUUGCCCAUAAACAAUUUAAGGAAAGAUUAUACCAGUCCUGUGGCCCAUAUAUGGCCUAUGGUUGACACCAAUGAAAGUAAGUCUUUAUUUGAUAAAAUCAGCCUUGUUCUCAGGAAUAGUGGAAGUGGGCAGAGCAGAGUCAACUCAACAGAUGAAGAUCCAAGUACCCAAAGGGCAAACCAGUUGAAGUUUCUGCUUUCAGAUGAAGAUAUUCAAGAACAGACUGUAAUACCAGAUAGUCUACUUUCUUGCUUAAAAACUAUAAAUGAAGACUCCACCAAUAUGAUGUCUUAUUUUCCUCAAAACACUGUUCACUAUGAGGAUUGAAGAAACAAAGAAUACACAUUUUGCACAAAGAAUACAAGUUUUGCAUUUUCAAGCAGCAUAACUCAAGGUUCUCUGUUCAAUGUUUGAACAAAAUUGAAAAGGCCAAUUUGUCCCUGCCUGAAAAACUGCUGAGGACUGCUUAAGUGAUUAAGUGGAUAUUACUUCGUUAUGGAUGAAGGAGCAAACUGCUCUCAUUGUCACCAUAGGAAUGCUCCUGGCCUCAGUGACAUGGAUCACCUUCUGCAAGCAUCAUUACACCCUCUCAAAGGAUGAGGAGGUGCAAACUGUUUUUCGUUACAUUGGCACAGCCAUAAGGAAGUAUGUCUGCACCAUGCCAUAGAAAUCUAUGGUCUGACUAUGCUUGGAACAUUGUAUAUAGUUCUGGGUGCUCAGCUGCAAAAAUUGUACUGAACAUCCCAAAAAGAUGCUGGAAAGGGUAGUCAAUGGAAAAACUCACUGGUGAGGAUAGAGCUAUGCAAGUUAGAAAAACAUGAUUUAUAAGACAUUUAGAAUUAUAUACAGUUAUGAUGUCGAGAAAAUGGACAGAGAUUUUUAUUUUUUUUUGGUUCUCCCUUAUAAUACAAAAAUCCAAUGAUAUUGAAAGUUGAGGGAUAUGGGACAGCAAAAAAGCAAUACUUCAACACAUGGUGUGUAGUUAGACUAUGGAAUUAGCUUUUAUAGAAUGUCAUGAUGGCUACCAACCUAGAGGGCUUUAAAAGAAAAUUGAGCAGAUUUAUGGAUGACAUAUUGGUGAAUGGCUGCUAGACACAAUGGCUAUGUACUAUUUCCAGAUUUUGAGGUUAUGAGCACUGAAUACUGUACCAGUUCCCGGGUACAACAAUGGGGAGAUGCUACUAUGUGAAGGGUUCCCUUUGGAAGUUAAUCACUCACUUGGGAAAACAACAUGCUGGAUUAGAUGGGCAUUUGUCUAAUCCAGGAGAGUUCUUUUAUAUACUUAGUGAAGUAAUAUCUGACCCAGGCUUCAUGGUCUUUUAAAAGAAAGCCAGGUGUUGCUCAGGAAGCUCAUUUUGAGAAUGAUGAGAAUAAUGCAGUUUUAACAUUUAGUCAGGAGAUAUCAUUCACAUCAGAACACGCCACCUCUGAAACUUCUCAAAAAGGUGAAUGGCUUCCUAGAAAUUGAAAGGUGAUACUGAACCUAAAUACGUCUCUAGAAUGCAAGUUAAUCUAAAAUUAGUAGUAGCUGCUGAUGCAGGAAGGAAAUAGUAAGAGAGAAACCACACCAACCAGGAGUUAACAGCAUGAUAUGGAAAGUAAUAAGAUAUCUUUUUUGUCAUUCUUUUCUUUCUGAAACUUUAAAUCCAUAAAAUAAGAAUGCAUACCAGUCUUUUUACAAUCUGGGAAUGAGCCUGUUCUGUCAAAGGGAAUUAUUAAUGCUAUUUACCUUUAGGGAAUUAAAAAAUAAUUGUUAUAUACCUAUCUCUCAGACUAGAUAAAUCCAUCUUAUAAUACAAGAAAAAGAGGGUAUUUUAAUGACUCAAUAAAGAU
Python bivittatus (Burmese python) is the source of this 4071-nucleotide messenger RNA. NCBI's taxonomy places the organism in Eukaryota, Metazoa, Chordata, Lepidosauria, Squamata, Pythonidae. The record is from RefSeq and is a predicted model, not a curated record.